AUGGGUAGUAAAACUAAGCUAAUUUAAGCAAACUGGUUUAUUUUCUUCGCAUUUUUUUUAAAGAAUGUGUUUUCAUAAUGGCAGUUAUAUGAUUAAGCCUUAACUAAUAGUGUGACAGCAACUGAUCUGAGUUCUUGGAACUUGACUCCUUCAUUAUAUUAGUGCACUUUACUAACAGGAGCUUAAGAAUACUGUACACAAUAAGGUUUUGGUUAAAUUGGAUAAAAUCAGUAUCCUUAUAAAAGAUACGAUAACCUUCCUCCUCAUGCAGCAGUAAUCAUUGAUCUUUCAAUACUAUUUUAAAAUACAGCUGCCCCUCCCUUACCUGCUAACCUUCAAGAUUAAAUUUAAGUUAUUGUUGAUGGUUCAGUUGUAUACAAAAAAGGAUAUAAAAAUUUAUCUGGUUGGAUCACUAACCCUGUUUGCACAAGUAUUUAUGAAAGCAUAGACUAUGUUGCAAGUAGUUAUUUGAUUCAUAACAAUCCAUCUUUACAAGUUAGUAUUAGAAAUAACUUUAACUAAAAUGCCUUAACAUAAAGCAAAUUCACAAUAAGAGAUUUUAAAAUAUUCUUAAAUUUGUGUGACUCAUCAUGUGUAUCAUGUCAAAAUACAACCCCUAAUAUUUGUAGUUCGUGUUCUUAUUUUACAGGUGCCUAUCUUGAUCCAACAUCUCAAAAAUGUGUGUGUCCGACUGGAUAUUAUAUGAGUAACACAUUAUGUGUUGCCUCAUGUCCACAAAAUACAGUUGCCUAAAAUGGAUCAUGUGUAUAAAUAUGCGACCCUAUAAAUUGUUUAGCAUGUUCAAAUUAGACAACGUGUACUUCAUGUAAACUCCCAAUGCUACUUUAAAGUGGUUAAUGUGUUAGUAUCUGUUCAGCUGGAUAUAUGUAAAAGACAGGAGGAAUAUGCUAAUAGCUAUCAUCUGUAUAUGCUAAUGGGGUCACUUUAGCGGCAGCAUUUAAUAACUUAUAUUUUAAUUAGUAAUACAUAAAUAGUCUUGGUUAUACUAUUACUAAAUUAGGUCCAUCUGCUACAACAUACCAAAAUGAUAUUUAAUUUAGUUAUUGUGGACCAAAUAAAAUACUUGGAGGCUAUUUAACUCUAUCAUCAUAUUCUAUACAACAAACAUUUACAAAUAUUCCUGCUCAUUCUAAAGCUAGAAUAUAUUUUAAAGCAUUCAUAAUUGAUAAUUGGAAUAAUGAGUAACUUUAAGUAAUAAUUGAUGGAAACUAAACAAAUGUUUCUUUCAAUAAUCUAGAUGGCUCAUAAUAAGGUUCAAAUAUAUGCGGUUUAGCUACUGUUAAUGAUUAAAUUUAUGAAUUUGAUACAUAAAUUAAUCAUACUUCCUCUACUUUAUCUUUAACGAUUUAAAGUAUUCUUGAUUCAAACCCUGAUAUUAAAAGCUUUGGAAUUAAAGACCUUUAUGUGAUUGUUAGCGCUUGUCCAUAGUUUUGCUAAGUGUGUACUGCAACACAAUGUACUUAAUGUAUGCCAGGCAUGAUCUAUUACAAUUAAUAAUGCUAUCAAAAAUGUCCAGAUAGUCUUUACUUCAACGGAGCAACCUGUGUUGCUUGCAACCCAGCUUGUGCAACAUGCGAUCCUGCCAUUUAAAAUGGAAAUAAUUGCUUAACAUGUUAAAAUAGUAGAGUUAAUAAUCCUCCAUACUGUGGAUGCUAUAAAGGAUUCUAUGACGAUGGGAUCAACAAGAAUUGUUAAGCAUGCAGGCCAUUUUGCAUUGAAUGUACAUCAUACAAUCAAUGCAGUUCUUGCUAAGGUAAUAGAGUUACUCCUCUUUGUACUUGUCCAACUAACACUUACGAUAACAACUAAGCAAUAUGUGCAUAAUGCAAUUAUUUUUGCAAUGGCUGCACAGGUCCCAGUGUUAAUGAUUGUAUAGCUUGCUAGGGAAAUAGAAUUUUUCCAGGAUGUAGCUGCCCUCCAAAUACUCUAGAAAAUGGAAGUUCAUUAAUAUGUCCAUUAUGCAAUCCCGGAUGCAUAUCUUGUUCUAUCAUAGCAAGUAAUUGUAGUGGCUGUUCAUCAACAACUAGAACAGGUACUGAUUGCCAUUGUAAACCUGGAAUGAUGGAAACAUACUAAAAUGAUUGCAUUUAAUGUAGUGUCAAAUGCAAAACAUGUUCAAACACUUAAGAUAACUGCAAUGGCAACUGUGCUGGAAAUAGACUUCCACCAGAUUGCUCAUGUCCCCAAUAUUACUAUGAUAAUAAUUAGCCUUUUUGUGUUCCAUGUCCCUAUUAAUGUGCUAAUUGUAAUAUAGCAGGUAUUUGCACUUAGUGUUCUUCUAUAAGAACAAACUUACCUAAUUGUGUAUGUCCAACUGGUUACUUUGAUUCAGGUGUAGCUGACUGUUAAAUAUGUUCUAGCAAAUGCCAAUAAUGUGUUACUAGUUCAACUAACUGUACUGUCUGUGGAUUAAAUAGAUCAAAUCCCCCAGCUUGUGGCUGCUCACCAGGUUAUUAUGAAGACCCUAUUUCAUAAACUUGUUUAUAGUGUUAUACUAAUUGUGCAACAUGCACUGGUAAUUUGCAGAGCUAAUGUUUAACUUGUUUAGGAAAUAGAAUAAAUAAUCCUCAAUGUAACUGUCCUCCAUAAACAUACGAUUCAGGAACUGCUGUAUGUCCUUCGUGCUAUAGAGGAUGCACUUCUUGCUUUGGGGCUUUAUAAAAUUAAUGUAUUAGCUGCACAAAUAAUAGAUAGCUUAGUGGUGGAAACUAAUGUAUUUGUAAAUAUGGUUAUUAUGAUGAUAAUUUUUCAUAAGAUUGCUUAUAGUGUAGCUACAAAUGCUUAACGUGCAAUAGCUUUAGUGUUUGUACAUAAUGCGCAGCUAACAGAGUUAGUUUACCAAAUUGUGAUUGUCCUUAAAAUUCUUUUGAGAUUAAUUAACCGAAUUGCUUGUAGUGUCCAUUUAAAUGUCUUUCUUGUGAUUAAAUUACUAUGAAAUGUAUAACUUGCAAAGGGGAUAGAAGCUUAUAGCAUGACUGUCUCUGCUAAGGCAAUACUUUCGAUGAUGGGAUCAAUGUUAAUUGCUAACAAUGCUAUAAAACUUGUUAAGGUUGUUUUGGUCCUGGUCCCAUGAAUUGUAUUUAAUGUAAAGAAUCAUAUUAAAAAUCUGACAAUGGUAUCUGUGUUUGUGAUGUAAAUGCCUACGAGGAUAAUGGUUUAUGUGUUUGCAAGACUUCUUUUGUGAUGAAGAAUUCUAUUUGUGUAUAAGAUGACAGUAAUAAUCCUGGAAAUGAAAAUAAUUAGAAUUAAAAUUGUAUAGUUUAAUACUGUAAAAUGUGUUAUAAAAACACUUGUUUGUAGUGCUAAGACAAUAGAGUUCUAAUAGAUAAUAAAUGCGUAUGCAUUAAUGGAUUCUAUUAAAUAACUUAAAAGGGCUAAACAUAUUGCUAACCAUGCUCUUUGCAAAAUUGUAGUUAUUGUGCUAUUGAAGAUAAAUGUGAAAAAUGCAAUGAUGGUUUUGUACUAACAAGUGAUUUGAACUAAAAAUUAAUUUGUUUAGAAGUCAAAGUAGCCACAUAUUUUGAUUUUCCAAAUAUUUACAUUUUUUAUAUAUUUUUGUUUCUAUUUUUAGCUGGGGUAAUACCAAUUAUCUGUAAAUAAAUAUAUGUAUUUGCCUCAAGUAGGAAAAAGCAAGAAAUAUUAGAAAGUAAAAGGGAAAAGCUAAAACAUCCAUCUGAAUUUCGAAAAGAAAGAGAAAAAUAUUAGUAAAGAAUCCAAAAAAAACAAAUAAAAUAAAGUAAAGAUUAACAGAUGGUAGAUCACCUUCUAAAUUCUCAAGGGUAAAAUAACUAGGAUGAUGUGUUAAUCUAAAAAAAGAAUGUUUUGGAUGCUGAUAAUUAAAAUUCUAUAAAUAACUAAAAUCAAAAGAGUUAUUUAUUAAAAAAAGAUGAGGAAAACAGCUUGAAUAAUUCAUUAUCCUUGUAACCUAGAGACAUAAUUGAAAAUAAAAAUAAUUUUGAGUAAAUGUAGCAUUUAGACAAUUAGAAUACUGAUAGAAAUAAUUUAGAUUAAUUAAAAUAAUCAGAUAUGUAAGAUAACAAUUAAAAAAAUUAAUCUAAAAUAGAUUAAAGUAUACUAUAAGAAUCUAAUCUCUUAUACUCUCGUUAGUUUAAAUAAAAUCUAAGCAAUUCUUAGAAAAAUUUAAAUCACUAAUCACUAUCUAAGUUAAAGAAGCAAUUAGUAUCAUGA
Tetrahymena thermophila SB210 is the source of this 4209-nucleotide messenger RNA. Its product is annotated as transmembrane protein, putative. The transcript is spliced from 17 exons. Lineage: Eukaryota; Ciliophora; Oligohymenophorea; Hymenostomatida; Tetrahymenidae. The record is from RefSeq and is a predicted model, not a curated record.